Messenger RNA from Oncorhynchus kisutch (coho salmon), 6665 nucleotides. Its product is annotated as growth arrest-specific protein 1-like. The transcript has a single exon. Lineage: Eukaryota; Metazoa; Chordata; Actinopteri; Salmoniformes; Salmonidae. The record is from RefSeq and is a predicted model, not a curated record. Gene Ontology annotation, biological process: regulation of cell cycle. Bases 558 to 1355 code for a protein of 265 amino acids.
GAUGCGGAGGAACCAGUGGGGGGAACGCGAAAGACACUCAACAGUCGUAACUAUUCUAUGGGGCGUAUCGUUUACAUCGCAUUCCUCAUUCCUUUACAUCAUUUUAAAGCUGAAGAAGGCACCGAAUGCAUGCUUCAUGAGCGGAUACACCAGAACACUUUACCCAGAACGGAGUUUGUAUUUCUGAAAGGUAAAACGACGAAAACGUAUCUCCUUGCUGCUUCAUUUGUGAGUGCGGCAAAGCAAUGGGACGCAGACGUUGAAGAGUUCUCGUGAAGCCGCGACUGUUGUGAAGAUAAGUGGAGAGUUAAUUUGUGCCUUUUAACUUUUAUUGUGAGUGUAUCAAGUGACAAUCUAACAAAUUGCAAGCGAUGUGCGGUUUUCACACCUUGGGCGUAUCACGGCAAAUAAUUUGCUGAACCUCGUUCAUUCUCCAGUGGAGCGGCCUGAAUACGAGGGAAUGGAUUUGCUUGACUACUUUUUGACACAUAUUUAAUGUAGAUACCCGCUACACAAAUCCAUAUGUUGAAGUCUUAUUUGGAUCAGUCUACAUCGAAAUGGCAAGUUUUGCCGGGUUUAUAAAGUGGACUGGGAGAUCAACUUUGUAUUUAUGCUGCGCGUUUGUCCUGUUCGGCUGUCUCUGCAUCGCGUCCCCUACUCAUGGUCGUCGGCUCAUCUGUUGGCAAGCCAUCAUGAAGUGUCAUGGAGAGUCUGAGUGCCACUACGCAUAUGACCAAUACCUUUACGCCUGUGCGCCUGUUAUCAACGGGGAUAGGAAGAAGUGUCCCAGCCACUGCAUCUCGUCCCUUAUCCAGCUGAAUCUAACCGAGACCGGGCCGUCUCUGGAGGACUGUGACUGCGCCUCGGACCCCGUCUGCCGGAGCACCAAACGCGCCAUAGAGCCGUGCCUGCCUCGGACCAGUAACAUGGGCUGCACCGAAGCCCGGCGGCAAUGCGAGAGAGACUCCCAAUGCAGUUCGGCGAUGCGCGACUAUUUGUUUCACUGCCGUAAACUUUUCGGAGGGGAGCGAUGUUCGGACGACUGCAGGAGGGUGAUUGCCAACAUGCGCAAUAUACCCAAAGCACAACAACUUGAUACUUGUGUUUGUGAUGGCACAGAGAGGACCAUAUGCGAGUACGUCAAAGUUAGUAUGAAAAACUUUUGCUUUGACUCUUUGGACAGAUACGCGGGCAGCGGGUUGUCUGAUUCAGAGGACGACUCUGAAGAUGAUUAUGACGAGAUGGAGGAUUAUAUAUAUGUGGAAAACAAAAGUUUUUCAUCCAGAUCCGCCUCUCGGGGUGUUGUAUGGACUGCCUCUGUGGCCACCAUUUUGGUUCUAAUGAAUCUUAUCUGAUAGGGCAGCCUACCCCAGUUGAUUCAGCUGUUGGGAAAGUUGUUUGAGAAAGAGUGGCCAGUGAAAUGUUGACACGGACAUAAUAGCUCCUGAAAGUUGUAACACCAGCACACCUGCUUUAGCAUAUACGUUUUGUGUAUGAAUGAAUUUAUGGCCUUUGCUCUGCUAUCUAUCUUCAUGGGGCUUCUUCUCAACAUUCCAUCUGGUCCCUGUCCCACUCUGUCUCUGUGCUGAUCUGCUAUGGGUCAGUCAUUUAGGUAAACACUUUAUAUAUUUCAAAUGUAUCAUUUUUGGGGGGUGAAUCCAAAAGGUUUAUAGAUACAUUUCCAGACAGCUGUGCACCUCUAGGCUAUGUAAUAUUUGAACCAACCAUUGAAGAAUGUUAUACACUCAUUUCAUCAGCUAUUGCCUAUCAUCACAAAAUAGUCAAAUGUGGAUAGACAAGUGACUUGUUUACGCUGCUUUCCCGUUGUUUCGAGACAACAAUGAAAACGGCAGGAUUUAAAGCGUUCUCUUCAUAGUCACUUCGUUGUAAUGUGGAGAGACUAAUCAAGUGGUCUUCUUUUCUUAUGAGCUAGACAAUAGACACAGGCAUACGUGUAAUUAUGUCAUUUCAAUCCUAGUCAGUGGAUAAUGCAUUUGAUGCAAGCACCUGACAAUAGUUUGAUUGGUUGGUUAGCCUACAUUACUAGCCUUAAUCAUGUCACACACAUUUCCUUAAACUCAGUAUCAAUGUCAAGUUUUCAAAAAGUUAAGGGAGAUUAUUUUUAUAUGUCAAAAUCUGUAAAGUUAAAUUGUACAGUUUAUUGUAUGAUAUUGAUUUUGUUUCCAGAGAUAUUUGUUUAUUACUGCUAAGAGAUUUGCACUGUAUAGAAAUGACGUGAAGUGCUUCACGGUGACUAUUGUAUAUUCUUUUGUGUCCACAGAGGUGAAAAUAUAAGUCUUCUUGCUUAAAGUGCCAUAUGACUCUUGAUUGUUUCACUCUUCUCUCUUCCUUACAUGCUGACCAGGCCGGACACGUUCGAGCGUCGCAAAAUAAAUGUACAAAUCCAUGUUAUUCAAUUAUUGCACCCACACUGCUCUCGCGUGUCAACGAGCGUCUGCGUUGCCAAGGGCUAAAAUAGAAGUCAUUCCUAUUUCUGACACAGAUCACGCUGAAAGUCCUGCCUCUCCCAUCUCCUCGUUGGUUUAUAGAAGCAGGUACCCACGUGCCAUUUCCUCAUUGGUUAUACCCACGUGGGUGAUUGAAAGACAAAAUGUUUUGCCGGUUGUCGUGGUAAAAGUGUAGAUGCCAAUCACCAUAUAAGUUCAAAGAUGAAAAGGCCUGGAAGGAGGAGAGAUGACUAGAAACGAUUCGGUUGGCUGUUUUAUGUGUGGAUUAAUUGUCGGAGUAGAAGACCUUGUGCAUUUCAGGUAAAAUAACAACUCAAUGUUUAUCCCAGGACAAAUGAGCUAGCAUCAGCAAGCUAGCUAAAUAGGACAAAUUAGCUAGCAAGCUAACUAGCUAUAUUGCCAUACAUGUUUAAUGCUUUUUGACCUGUCCCCAAAUUAAUGUCAUUGGUUCAGAGUUUGUUUUGAUAUUGUAACCUGCAUGUUGUGAUCGCAUUCGGUGUAGGGGAGGACAAAAUAAAAGAUAUUCACGUUAGCGCACGCGUGCAGCCGGUUUGGGUUCCGUGUUAUGUGGCCGUAUGGGAACUGGGCAGCAGGUUAUUUCACUACUAUAGGGAAAUAUAACAAUCUAAGUCUUGCUCUAAAGCGGCAAUCAGCAUUGGAGACAAUAACAAUGCAUACUCCUCACCUGUUUUGGUAAAAAGCUGAGGGACGGGGCUGGAGAAAUGUAAAGACUCUCAAAUUCAUAGACAGAGCUAUGGAUGCAAGGACUGGCCAUCCAUGAUAUCAAAAAUAAUAGUUUUAACCUCAUCCCUUUUUGGACUUGUAAAUGAUGCACCCAUUUUGAUUCUAUAUAUAUAUAAAUGCCUCAUGAGCUUAGUUCCACUGUCAACACCCAGCUUGUUUUACUCCAAUGUUUGAACAGAGUAAAUGUAAAGAAGCACUGUACAGCCUCAAAACAUGGUUAAAACUAUACAUUUGAUAUCAUGGACGAUCCCUCCGUGCGUUCAUAGCUCUGUCUGUGAAUAUGAGUGGGUACAUUUCUCCAGCCCCAUUCCUUCAGCUUUUUACAGACGCAGUGGCGGGGAGUAGGCAUUGUUAUUGUUUCAACAGGGGAUUGACCAUUUAAAGUGCCAUAUGAAUCUUGAUUGUUUCACUCUUCACUCUGUCUUAAGUGACCAUAUGGGCACUGGGCAGCAGGCUAUUUCAGUACCGUGUCUCUCAAGUCUUUGGACAGCUGUACCAAUCCUUUCUACUAUCACAAGAUUCCCUCGUUACGAACGAUCAGUUGAUCUGAGCUACUGAAUGCCGCCUAAAUCCCAGAGCAAAUGAAGCGUCAAGUAAAAGAAAAUAUCUUAGUUGGAUCGAUAUGCACUUGACCUUGUAAACAUCAAUGUUUGCUGAAGGCAUAAACUGUUUAAUGCUGGAAGACUGUUUUAACAUAAGGAAUAAAGAGCCCCAUCUCCUGGGGAUUGCUGCUCAAAUGGAGCCAAGAAGGGCCUUGCCAGUUUAUUUAUCCUCACCCCGUGUGUUUGUUAGAAGUCUUCACACCGAGAGGAGAGGGGCGAAAGGAAAGCUGUGUCCGGAUGAAUGGAGACUUAAGUAGCCAUUACAAAUGCACUCUGAUUGGACUGCUGUUGCUGUGUGUGGUGUGUGUUAGCUACCGGCCGUUGCUAUGUAUGUCUAACAAAGUAGACGUGUUUUUCUUUUUAACACUUUCGCUUCAACUUUGCUAUUAUUAUUUAUUAUCCUGAACAGAAGUUAAAUGGCUGGUUAUAGACCCAGGUCUACUUGGAGAAGCUUGUAGCCUCACCCACCACCACUAAAGAAACCAUUUAAUUUGUGUAUCACAUUUGUUUUCUCUUUUGGUUUGGCACCACUGAGAGACAGAAAAAGAGAGAGGGGACAUCAUCCUCUCCUUCAACUCUUGUCACAAGAGGGACUUGAGAGCAAUGAUGGCAGCCAUGUUGUUUCUCUCGAGAGGAGGACAAGGGCCCUCCGGCCCAGUGAAUGGAGGAGAAGUCGAGUGGCACUACUGUCAUGGAAAUGUAAAACACACAAUGGUGGAGCGGCACAAUGUGCAGGCACUUCAUUCACUCGCUUUCUCUCUGACAGCAUCUCCUCGGGGGGGGGGGGGGGGGGGGGGGGAGCUCGGGGAGAGACAGAGACUGCUACUGCAGAUAGAGGCUUCUUGGAAGGACUUGAGAAACUUCUGUCGACAUUGUAUCUCUCUUUCUCUAUGUGAUGCCUCCAUGCUCAACGUUAGGUGACGCUCACUUGGCUUUAUUUGAAGGUGUGCUUACAAACAGUUGUUUUUCUACAGGUUAAUAGCUAUUAUUUGUCAGCUAUUAAACAUAAUACAUUUUAUAAGACCUGAUGUUUAUGAUGUACAUGAGUAAACGUCUUUAUGAUCAGACAUGUAUUAGGUACAGCACACAUGAAUCAAUGAUUAAAUAUGCUAUAUAAUCAGGUGAACAAACUAUUUUUAUUUUAUAAAUGCAGUCUUAGGAAGCGUAUACUGGAGAUAAUAGCUUAUGAUUACGUGAUAUGAUAGCCUUUUUACGGCUACCACAUUUUUAAGCUGCAUAGCAGAUACCGAGGAUCAAAGUCAUUUGCCACUGAUGCUAACGUAAAAACAAUUAGCUGAUCUGUAUCACCACUCAACACUUUGAUUCACUUAGCAUUCUGAUUGUUACUGGAGUGCACAUUCAAAUAGACUGCAGUCCUAAAUAGAACCAAUGAUGUUUUGUGCUUCAAUUGCUAUCGGUUUCCUUCCCACUGAAUAUAGAAAAGAAAAAUACGCACACUGUGGAAACCCUGCAGCUCUGUCACGGUGAUGUGGCGAAUGCAUUUCUGGGCCUUUGUUAGCCGUCACAAAAGAGGGUACUGCCGCUUUAAGAGAGCAGGCCUGGGUUCCAACCAUUAAUAAUUGUAAUGCCUCUUUAUUAUUGCUGGGGAUAAUGAAGGAAUGAGAGUCAUAUGGGGCCCCCAAAACCAUACUUUCCCCUGAAAUGUUUUCAAUUAACUUUUGGCACCGGAGGAAAAUAAGCGAGUUGUUUUUUUCCCCCCAUCAUGCUGAAACAGAGGAGAGGCUAGAGCCGGACGGGGGACGGCGCUGCGGGACACAGUACCUCAUUAAAGUAGCCUCAUCAUAACUCAAAGUGCUGUUUUUGCAACCCCCUACUCCUAGUAACCCUGCUACACACACAGACAAACACACACAAGCGCUUGAUACUCCUGCGCGCGCACACACACACACACACACACACACAUACACUUGGAUGUUUCAUACACACACGCAGAAGCAGACUAAUAGUCUUACAUUAGUGGACAUUCCAAUCUAGACGCAAUUUAAGGCGAUGAGAUGACUUAUGGUUGAGAUGCUUCUUGGAACAAUCAUGACUAACAUACCCCUGAGCAUACUGGCCACAUUUCCCCCUGUGAAGUCUUCUAGAACUUUCUCUCAGUUGACAUAGCAUUUGUAGGUGAGGCAAACAUACUGUACAUAUACAAACGGUACAUUUAAUCUAUGUAAACUGGAGUCCGGAAAUAAGUAUCAGAUAAAUAAGGUAGAUUGUGAAGGAUUAGAUUGAAAAGGAGCAUGUUAUAUGUUUUAUAAAGUUUGCUAUGAGAAUAACAUUUGCGGGCCCUGAACUAUUUUCCAUGUUGUUUUUGUAGCAUGUGUAGGCUACUCAAUGAACUGCCCACAAUGGUCAGUAAUUAAAUUACUCUCUUUCUCUUUUAAGCCUCUGUGAAACUCUUCCAAAAAGUUUUCAAAAUUCCAAGCUGCCACAUUGAUUCUGUCACGUCAAGUCCUUUCUGAGUUCACCGGCCUUUGAAAAAAGGGAAACGGUCUCUAAUCCAGUUAGACUUCCUUGUGCCUCAUGUGAAGCGAGAUGGAGAGAGAGAGAGAGAAAGAAAAAAGAGUGGGAAAGGUAAGAUUUAAGUUUCUCUCAAAGAGAAGGUUGAUUUUCUAGUCAUGUAUAAACAGUCAGCCUAUCUUAGAAACCAUGCUGAUUUGAAAUUGAACUUAACAGUAUAAAGCACGUGUGUAAGGUCUUCUAAAUAUACUGUACAAACAUGCUAUAUUAACGUGUGUAAGGUCUUCUAAAUAUACUGUACAAACAUGCUAUAUUAACGUGUGUAAGGUCUUCUAAAUAUACUGUACAAACAUGCUAUAUUAAAUUUGUUUAAAUGCAA